CCAAAGUGCGAGAGCGGGCAAAUUCCACAUCAGACAAAUCUAGAAAGAUGCGAAACAUUGGCGUUUGGAGUCCACGCGCCCUCCGCCUCCCCUUCCCUACAUUAAAUAGGGAUAUUAAACGGUCUUUUGCCAUUGCUGUCACUUCAAAUCUCUUGCUUCCCUGUCUCCCUUUCACUUUUCACGCUCUUUGCUCGAACCCUAGGUAAAUCGAUCCAAGUUUCUGAAGCGAAAAUGGUGGUUCAAUCUUUGGAAAGCGGACAAGCUGAGCGGAGAAUGAGCGCGAGGAUUCAGGAGAAACAGAGGGUGGAGAAGUUGCGUUUGGUGAAACGGAGAGUGGAGCUUCUUGGUGAUACAGAAGGGGGAAGUGACGGUAAGAAGAAGCAAAACAAUAUUUCCAGCAGAAAAAGGAGGAAAGAAGAAGAUUCCGAAAAUGCGGAGGAGGGAGACAAGGUUCCAGUUCAAACAACGAAGUGUGAAAAUGAGUCUAUGAACGGUAAUGCUGUAAAUCUGGCUGAUAAAGGUGAUCAUACUAUAAACUUGGCUGAAAAAAGUGACCAUGCUAAAGUGAAAGAGACUUUGAGGUUGUUUAACAAACAUUAUCUUCAUUUUGUUCAGUUGGAAGAAGCAAGAUGCAGAAAAGAAGAAGUAGAUAAGAAAGCUUCCAAAAAGUCAAAAUCCAAGCAACAAAUGGCCCGCCAAUCUGAACCUGAGCAAGCCAACCUACGCGCUGAGGGAGUUCCCCUGACCUAA
Molecule: messenger RNA, 750 nt
Organism: Pistacia vera
Lineage: Eukaryota; Viridiplantae; Streptophyta; Magnoliopsida; Sapindales; Anacardiaceae
Exons: 3
Coding region: 232-750 (172 amino acids)
Source: RefSeq, a predicted model, not a curated record